AAGACACUCAUGAAGGAGCUGCUCCUCUUCCUCUCCUGUGUGCUCUGUGUCUCUGCUAAUUUUCUACAUGAGGACAUUCAUGUCGUUGGCUGUUCAGAGAGUAAUGGAGAGGUCAUGUUUGGACUGGAUGGUGAAGAACUCUGGUACGCAGACUUUGAGAACAAGAUUGGAGUUUCCCCUCAGCCAUCUUUUGUUGAUCCCAUCAGCUUCGGAGAUGGAGCUUAUGAAACAGCUGUGAUUAAUUUAUAUAUCUGCAAAACGAACAUGCAACUUAGUCAGGAGGGUAUGAAGGACUACCCUCUAAACCAUGAUGCUCCUUCGGGUGUGAGGAUCUACACCAGAAACGAGGUGGAGCUCAGAGUUACAAACACUCUGAUCUGUCAUGUGACUGGUUUCUAUCCUGGUCCUGUCAAAGUCUCCUGGACCAAGAACGGACAAAAGCUGACUGAAGGAUUCAGUAUCAACGUUCCCUAUCCCAACAAAGAUGGAACCUUCAAACAGAUCACCAGACUGCAGUUCAUCCCACAGCAGGGAGACAUCUACAGCUGUACAGUGGAACAUCUGGCUCUGAAAGAACCACUGACCAAGAUCUAUAAUGUGGAGGCACCUGAGAAACCUAAGCCCAGCGUUGGACCUGCAGUGUUCUGCGGACUCGGUGUGAUUAUUGGCGUGCUCAGUGCUGCAGGUGGAACCUUCUUCAUCCUCAAAGCAAACAAGUGCACCUGAUUGGCUGGGGUUGAUGAUGUCAUCAGUGCUUGUGUAGACAAUGUUGUGUAAGGCUUCUGGUCUGCUCUCUGGUCUUCAAUAAUGUGGCUGCCAGUUUGAAGGACUCUGACUCUGUUUACAUGGA
Molecule: messenger RNA, 850 nt
Organism: Oreochromis aureus
Lineage: Eukaryota; Metazoa; Chordata; Actinopteri; Cichliformes; Cichlidae
Product: mamu class II histocompatibility antigen, DR alpha chain-like
Exons: 5
Coding region: 10-726 (238 amino acids)
Biological process (GO): peptide antigen assembly with MHC class II protein complex; immunoglobulin production involved in immunoglobulin-mediated immune response; positive regulation of T cell activation
Cellular component (GO): MHC class II protein complex; membrane
Molecular function (GO): MHC class II protein complex binding
Source: RefSeq, a predicted model, not a curated record